Acanthoscelides obtectus is the source of this 342-nucleotide messenger RNA. Lineage: Eukaryota; Metazoa; Arthropoda; Insecta; Coleoptera; Chrysomelidae. The record is from the annotation of a GenBank genome assembly.
AUGCAGCAAAAUAGUUACUGCGCCAUUGGCAGUUAUCCGUUAGCGCGCGGCAAUUGCAGGACCGUGUGGAAGAAGGGAAUCACACAGAGCAAACGCGUGGAAGACAAAAAAUGGUUGGAUUGGGAGAAAAAGGAAAAACUGGAUCGCCAUGAGAAGUGUAGACUUUCAUACUCGGUCAGUGGAAAGUAUACUCAGAAUUUUGCGUUGAAUGCACCCGAUAACAAUAUCGUAGCUGCAAGUGAUGAGGUUCCUGAUUUCAAUUACGCAGAUAAUUGCUUCAUUUGUGAAGAAAUGACUCUUUGGGAAUUAGCGUUGUUGAAAGAUUACAAAACAUUUACUUAA